UUUCGCUCUUUCUUUCUUCCACUGCUUCCCCUCACUUUCCAAACCAAAACUCAUCGACUUAUAUAACUAUGAUCAAAGCACAACAACAAUUCACAACAACCAGCAAAUUAAACAAACCAACUUUUCACACAAAGUUAGAUAUAUAGAUUAGAUAUAUACAUACACAUUCAUUUUUGUGCACUACAUAACUUGAUUAAAUUUUCUGCUAUGGGUAUAAGCUCACGUACUCUAGAGAUCACCGUUAUAUCUGGCGAAAACCUCCGCGUAACCGACGACGCCUACGUCGUCGUUCGGGGGGAGUCUCUUAACUGCUGCACCACGAGGACGGUGAAGGAUAGCGGUGAAGGUGACAAAAACAACCGCAAUUCGAGUUUGCUUUCGUGGAAUGAGAAGUUCUUGCUGGACAUGCCAGCGCAUGCGAGGUCCAUCACGUUUGAGGUGCAGUGCGGGAAGUUCAAAGGUGUUCGGCCGGUUGGGGUGGCAAGGAUAGCGGUUUCGGAUUUUCUGGGCUGCGAUGUGCCGGAUAGUUGCUUGAGGGUGUUGAGCUAUAGGCUGAGGGACUGGGAAGGGAAGCGGAAUGGGGUGCUUCAUUUUGCGGUGAGGGUGGUGGUGCCGGAGAGAUCGUGUUCGAUUUCUGCGGCGGAACAAAUGAAGGAAAUGGUGCCAAAGUGUGAAGGAUGUCGGUGAUCAAUUCACUGGAAUUCAUGAACUUCAGGGGUGUGUUAUGAUAUUUUCAAUGCUAGAAAAAUAUAGCAUUCAUUUUUUUCUUCUUCACCUUAUUGGAAUUUAUUAAAAAGUAUUUACUUUUUUUUAAGACAAAAUGUAUUCAAUUCUAAGCAUAAGGGUGCUUAAACCCAGAAGAUAAGAAUAAGAGUUACUUGUAAAA
This is a messenger RNA of Lotus japonicus, 886 nucleotides long. RefSeq names its product BON1-associated protein 2-like. The coding region runs from base 208 to 687 and encodes 159 amino acids. NCBI's taxonomy places the organism in Eukaryota, Viridiplantae, Streptophyta, Magnoliopsida, Fabales, Fabaceae. The record is from RefSeq and is a predicted model, not a curated record. The transcript has a single exon. Gene Ontology annotation, biological process: defense response.